GCCGCACAUCAGUUCCUUUCCUCACAGCUUGUGUCCACCUUAAUCAUCGUCUGGAGUAAGAGAGCUGAAACAGGGAGAAAGAGAGAGUAUAUGUUUUUGUUCUGAGGCAGAAAGGCGUGCUCCUGCCUCAGGAUGUUGCUUUUAAAGCUGAAGAAGUAGGUUUCCUGUGGAGGAAACGAUCACAGAAUAGACUUGGUCGAGACACCGUGUUCCCAGCAUUUCUUCAGUACAGGUCACCCAGCAGCAGAUCGGGCAGCAAGCUUUUGUGCAACACAGUCAAUCCUAACCCUUAAGAGGUGUUGUAUUCCCUGAUGGAUCCUGGAUGCUUUGGAGAAUGGUUUACUGACACAACGUUAGCUGACCUUUUCCACAGGAGAAUUCAUUCAUGAAAAGUAUGCAAGUGUCUCAUACUGCAUGCAACUUUAGCUAGGGAAAAUUUAUGAGUAUUUCUACACCAAGUCAUCGUCCAUGUCUAAAUAAGGUCACUUCUAGUUUCCUAUGUCAGGUCCUUGACCAACAAAGACAUGUCCAACAAAAGCUGUGAAUUCCCGUUAAAAGCGGACAUAUUUGGCCUGACCUGUAUCUACAGCCUGAUCUUCUCUUUGGGUCUCCCAAGCAACUUACUAUCUCUAUGGGGACUGUACCAACUGAGUCGUUCAGGCGGAGGAGGCUGCCAACUGGUCUACAUCCUCAACCUGCUGCUGUCAGACCUCCUGCAGCUGCUCACCCUGCCACUCUGGAUUCUUUAUCUCCAAGGUGAGCACAAAUGGCCCUAUGGCCAGCUAACCUGCGAGCUGGUGGGGUACGUGUUUUAUGUAAACGUCUACGCCAGCGUCAUGUUCCUGUGCCUGAUAGCGAUGGACCGCUGCCUGGCCAUCGUGUACCCGUUGAGCAGCCGCAGGAUACGGACUGUUAGGGUGGCCGCGGUGUCCGGUGUGGCUGUUUGGACCCUCACCUUUCUGUUCUGUCUGAGUGGGCUCUUACCGUCAGUGUUUGACUCUGACAGACUGCUGUGCCUGGAGCAGUACAACAUCAGCACCAGAUACGCCUACUUCAAGAUCACCACCACGGCCCUGGGUUUCAUGCUGCCGUGUGCUAUUCUUGGCUAUACAUCAGCCCACAUUGGGGUGACACUCCGACGAUCUCCUUCUCUGUCUGACCAUGAGCGGCACAAAAUCAUGGGCAUCCUAGUUGUGAUCACCGUCAACUUCAUUGUUGUGUUUGGACCCUAUCACCUUGUGGGCGGAUACAGAUUUGUUUCCUUUCUGCUGACUGACGACCCAUGUGGAUUAGAGCAUUCCAUAUUCCUCGUCUAUCGCCUAUGCUAUGGUCUGACCAGCCUCAACACCCUGCUGGAUCCCCUCUUCUACAUCUUCCUGUGCACUGAUGCCCGGCUAGAGCUGCAGAGAUCCCUACCCUGUUUGGGAAGGGGGCAAAACUCCCGAAAAAAGAUUAUCCUCAGUACAAGAGCUCACCCAGACAAGAAGAAAGAGACUGAAACUGGUCAUAAUAAUCUUCUAGGAGGAGUUUAAUUUGGAUUUGACUGUAAAGCUUACUCAAAGCAAGUGUGCCACCCAGUGGAAAUGCAUGGUCACUUUGUUUUCACUUUUUUAUUUUGCCUUUUUACAUUAGCCUUUAGAGUGUUGGAACCCCAAUUUGCUCAGUUCAGUUUUCCGUUUCAAAUCCAGACUUCUCAGAUUUUCCACACCCAUUGUCACCACAUAAAGCCAGAGACAAUACAGUUGAUUCAUUUAUUUACAACAUUUGUUUUUUAGCUAGUUCAUGGAAAUAGACCAAUGCUGGCACUUCACAAAGGUUUUAAUCUCAUUUAAACAACAAAUAAAUAUUCAUGCUUUGUCA
Messenger RNA from Eleginops maclovinus (Patagonian blennie), 1860 nucleotides. RefSeq names its product probable G-protein coupled receptor 132. Gene Ontology annotation, molecular function: G protein-coupled receptor activity. Gene Ontology annotation, biological process: G protein-coupled receptor signaling pathway. NCBI's taxonomy places the organism in Eukaryota, Metazoa, Chordata, Actinopteri, Perciformes, Eleginopidae. Bases 525 to 1532 code for a protein of 335 amino acids. The transcript is spliced from 3 exons. The record is from RefSeq and is a predicted model, not a curated record. Gene Ontology annotation, cellular component: membrane.